AUGGCUGUGCGCGGCGCCAACACCUUGACGCCCUUCUCCAUCCAGGCGAUCCUCAACAAGAAAGAGGAGCGCGGCGGGCUGCCCGCGACGGAGGGGCGCCCCGUACCCGGCGGUACAGCGGUGGCAGCGGCGCCCGCUGUCUGUUGCUGGCGGCUCUUUGGGGAGACAGACGCGGGCGCACUGGGGGGCGCCGAGGACUCUCUGCUGGCGUCGCCUCCUGGGACCAGAACGGCUGCGGGGCGGACCACGGAGAGCCCGGGCGGCUGGGAUUCGGACUCGGCACUGAGCGAGGAGAACGAGGGCGGGCGGCGCUGCGCGGACCCGCCGGGGGCCAGCGGGGCCUGCCGUGCAGGGGCGACCCUGGGCCUCGGCCAGCCGGUCUGUGAGCUUCCCGCAGCCAAGGACCUGGAGGAGGAAGCCGCGGGCCGGAGCGACAGUGAGAUGUCGGCCAGCGUCUCAGGCGACCGCAGCCCGAGGGUCGAGGACGACGGCGUCGGCACAGGAGGCGCACGCGUGCCCACGUUGUGCAGCGGCGGCGGCGGCGGGCCCGCGGGCGGCGCAGAGGAGGAGGAGGAGCCCGUGGCGCCCAAGCCGCGCAAGAAGCGCUCGCGCGCCGCCUUCUCCCACGCACAGGUCUUCGAGCUGGAGCGCCGCUUCAACCACCAGCGCUACCUGUCCGGGCCCGAGCGCGCUGACCUGGCCGCGUCGCUGAAGCUCACCGAGACGCAGGUGAAGAUCUGGUUCCAGAACCGUCGCUACAAGACCAAGCGCCGACAGAUGGCCGCCGACCUACUGGCCUCGGCGCCCGCCGCCAAGAAGGUGGCAGUGAAGGUGCUGGUGCGCGACGACCAGAGACAGUACCUGCCCGGAGAGGUGCUGCGGCCUCCCUCGCUGCUGCCACUGCAGCCCUCCUACUAUUACCCUUAUUACUGCCUCCCCGGCUGGGCACUCUCCACGUGUGCGGCCGCCGCGGGCACCCAGUGAGCCGGCCUGGGGUGAGGCAGCGAAUGAUCCCCGCGCCCCAGCUCCAGACGGGCGCUGAUGGCUGUGCAGGUUGUGCCCUGUACUGGGGCGCCCCGCGGAGGGGGCAGGUGGUGGAUGAAAUCCAGCCCUGGCUCUGCUCUCCAGGACUUGCGCCCUGGCAGCGGGACUGGGUCUACCCAGAGGGGGGCGCCUUUUUCUAGUUUGAACAGAGGCAUCCUAUGGCCUAGGGACCCUGUUCCUACCCCCCGCCCCACUUGCUGGAAGCCCUUGGACAUUAUUUAUUACCACCAUAAUGUUGGGUUUGGAUUGUGUCUGCCUGGGGAUGGCGUUUCCCAGAGAGGAGAGAA
This is a messenger RNA of Mesoplodon densirostris (Blainville's beaked whale), 1331 nucleotides long. It is a transcript of the gene NKX3-2, whose product is annotated as NK3 homeobox 2. Gene Ontology annotation, biological process: cell differentiation; regulation of transcription by RNA polymerase II. Gene Ontology annotation, molecular function: DNA-binding transcription factor activity, RNA polymerase II-specific; RNA polymerase II cis-regulatory region sequence-specific DNA binding. NCBI's taxonomy places the organism in Eukaryota, Metazoa, Chordata, Mammalia, Artiodactyla, Ziphiidae. The record is from RefSeq and is a predicted model, not a curated record. The transcript has 2 exons. The coding region runs from base 1 to 984 and encodes 327 amino acids. Gene Ontology annotation, cellular component: nucleus.